This is a messenger RNA of Quercus lobata, 2032 nucleotides long. It is a transcript of the gene BZIP61, whose product is annotated as Basic-leucine zipper (bZIP) transcription factor family protein. Gene Ontology annotation, molecular function: DNA-binding transcription factor activity; DNA binding. NCBI's taxonomy places the organism in Eukaryota, Viridiplantae, Streptophyta, Magnoliopsida, Fagales, Fagaceae. Gene Ontology annotation, cellular component: nucleus. The record is from RefSeq and is a predicted model, not a curated record. Gene Ontology annotation, biological process: positive regulation of DNA-templated transcription. Bases 479 to 1432 code for a protein of 317 amino acids. The transcript is spliced from 4 exons.
AAACUACUGGCGACUUUCCAGUAAUACCGUUGAGUCCCAACCUCCUCCCAGCUGUACAUAGCUGUCCAAUCCUCCCCAUGUGACCCCACUGCACAAACACACACACACACACACAUUGCAUAUAACAUUUAUUGUGAUUUUGAAAAGGAGCUGUGUUAGAAAAAGCUUUAAACCCCUCCUCUUAUAAUGAAUGAUAUGUUGUUGUUGUUGUUGCAAUAGUAGUUGUUGUCGUUCAUGUGGUUUUUCUUUCUACUUCUAAACAUUCUCUAGUUUGCUUUUGGGUAUGUUUGAGGCAUUUGGUUUGUGAAAAGAGAUUGUCAUUUUGGUUUUACUUUUCCAAGUUUCAACAUUGUGUGUAUGUGUGUUAGAUUGAGUUUAUUAUACAAGAAGCUUUGUUGUAGAUUAAUUGUCAUUCAAUUUGGUUUGGUGGGUUUGUUGGGGUUGAGUUAAUUCUUUCUUUUCCUUCCAUCAUUGUGUUAUGGCACAAUUGCCUCCCAAAAUCCCAAACCUUUCACCAAAUUGGCAUGACUUCUCUCACCAAAGAAUACCUUCAAUUGGGAGUAUGACACCAAAUAUCACCACCACCAAUUCCAACCCCACCAAUGCCACCACCCAAAACCCUUCUUGGGUGGAUGAGUUCCUAGACUUCUCGUCUUCGAGGCGGGGAUCUCACAGGAGAUCCGUUAGUGACUCGAUAACCUUCCUAGAGGUGCCAAUGCUAGAUGAAUGUCGCGGCUCGAAUGCACCACCUGGCUCUGGGGUUGCAAGCAAUGAGUUUGAUAGGUUUGAUGAUGAGCAAUUCUUGUCCAUGUUCACUGAUGAAAUAUCCACUGCUGUGGCCCCUACUGUGUCGUCCUCGAACCCCUCCACACCAUCUGAUCAUAACAGCAUUAAUGAUGAGAAAGAAGCACCAGCACAAGAUCAUCAGUUGAAGCAGCAACAGCAACUAAAGAAUGAAUCCGAGGAGGUUGAAAGCCAAUGCAAUUCAGACUCACAAACUCCACCUAACAUGAUGCCAAACUCGUCCAACGAUAGGAUAACUGAUCCUAAAAGGGUCAAAAGAAUCUUGGCAAACAGACAAUCUGCGCAAAGAUCAAGGGUGAGGAAGCUACAAUACAUAUCAGAGCUUGAACGUAGUGUCACCUCAUUACAAGCUGAGGUUUCGGUGCUGUCACCGAGGGUUGCGUUUUUAGACCAUCAACGCUUGCUUCUAAAUGUUGAUAACAGUGCUCUUAAGCAAAGAAUCGCGGCCCUUGCGCAAGAUAAGAUUUUUAAAGAUGCUCAUCAGGAAGCACUAAAGAGGGAAAUAGAGAGAUUGAGGCAAGUCUAUCACCAACAGAACCUCAAGAAGAUGGAAAAUGGUGCACCACAAUCACAACCACACUCUGAUGCCAAGGCUUCAAUCGAUAAAGAACAGCUUCUCCAUGUUUGACUCUCUCUCCCAGAGACUCCAAGUAGAAAGUCCAAGUACAAAAAAAUCAGCUUGAUUUUUCUAGGGGUGCUUUAAUAUGUUGCAUGUGACCCAUCAAAAUGUUGGCUAAUUUUUCAUUAGAGAAUGACAAAGAAGUGUUAUUGGGAAUCAGUCACGUUCUGGGUGGGGAGAACUUUGGUUUGGUGCUCUCUGUGGCUAACCUGAGCGCUCUCACGUGAUGUGUUUACCUUUAAGAAUGGGACCACUCAAAGGUUGAAUGAUUGGAUUGCAGGAAAGAACAUGUGCAUCUGUGGUUUUGAGCCGGGCAGAAUAAAAAAAAAAAAAAAAAAAACAAUUUGAGCUUUGUAUUGCUUUUAACUGAUUAGGUAGGGUGUUGUGAUGAUUCUUUUUAGUAUUUUAUAGCUCAUAAAAAAUUCUUUUUAUAUUUUUUUCUUGUUUCCAAUAUAUUAAUCUUGGAAGGCAAAGGUUAGUGGGUUUGUAACUUUGUGUUGGGAUGUAUGAAAGGAAGGGUUUGUCAGAGUGGUGUUGGGUACUUUCAGGUCAGAUCUAUUGUACUUUUUCCAGUGUUUUUCUUGGUUGUAUGAUAAACUUUAUUCAUCA